CCAUGAAAAUAUAACUUGUCCAUUUAUUGACUCAACACAUUUUGAUCCGUCCAGAUUUAUCCCCACUUCCAUUUGACACACCUACUUAUACAUAUUAAAACCACACUCUUUGGUUUCACUUCUCAACAACACAUUAUUUAGCUCAGCCAAAAUGUUCACUUCUCCUUCUCCUCCGUCGCCACCACCAGUACUCCAAUUAGUCAAUAGCUCAUUGUCACAAUCUUCCAACUCACUAAAGAACAUCAUCCAUAAUAUCCUAUCUUAUAACAACAACAUAAUGCUUGCAGCAAUCAUAUCACUUCUUCUUGUAAUCCUCUUUAUUUUACUUCUACACAUUUAUGCCAAGUGGUUCUUAGUCGAAGCUCGCCAUAGGAGUGUUCGAAACUCACUCUCUUCUCCUUUUCAUAAUUCUCAUUCCUUCGUCGUUGAUACAAACUUUGCUAGUUCUCCAACAAAGGGUCUCGAAAGAUCAACGAUUUCUUCAAUCCCUUUGUUUGUGUACAAACACGAAAAUGAGAAGCAGGAAGAAUAUGAGUUGGAAUGUAUUAUAUGUUUGUGUUUAUUGGAAGAUGAAGAUGUUUAUAGGAAGUUACCUAAGUGUAACCAUGCAUUUCAUGUGGAGUGCAUAGAUAUGUGGCUGUAUUCACAUUCCACGUGUCCAAUUUGUCGAGCUCCUGUCCUGAUUGACAAAUGUGAAUCCAAGAUUUAGUGCAAGCGGGAUCAGAAUGAUCGUGAUCUUAUUAUACAUAAUAUAUAUACGGGCGGAAGAGCCCCGGGUUUAUUCCUCCACUAUAUCAAAUAUUUUAAAUUUAUUCUUUUGGUGUCAUUCAUACACUUACUAUUAGCAAAUUGUUUAGUAUAUAUACGUGCAACGACUCAGCUCCUCAUUUUGAGUAUUUACAUUCUAAUUUACGUUACAAACAUGCUUACAAGUUGAUAUUACCAUCUAUGACUUGUUGUGAUGGUUUAAUUCGGGUUGAGACUUGAGGAUCAGUUCGGAUGAAUUUUGGAACACUUAGCAAUCAAAUUGUAAUUAUUGUUUUUUUCUGCUAUUGGUGAGUAACCUGGAAGUGUAUCGAGAAAGCGAAGCAAGGGCCAAGAUUGUGAGGUGGGCUCCCUAGGCAAGCCCUAGCCAUCUCAAUCUCAU
Molecule: messenger RNA, 1147 nt
Organism: Lycium barbarum (goji berry)
Lineage: Eukaryota; Viridiplantae; Streptophyta; Magnoliopsida; Solanales; Solanaceae
Product: RING-H2 finger protein ATL63-like
Exons: 1
Coding region: 152-709 (185 amino acids)
Source: RefSeq, a predicted model, not a curated record